UAACAGCGACGUACCGUCGUUCCGGAAAAUAGUACCUACUGGUUCAAUUUUCGAAGACAGAAUAAUGCCUCCUGACAGUAAAAAUGCCGGAGAUGCACCUCCGCCUAAACAAGGGCGCUCCAAGGUGAAAAUGCAGACGGUCGAGGAAGAGCCACCGCCGAAAACGCAGUCUCAGCUCUUGCUUGAAGAACAACUGCGGCGCGCCGAAGAGCGAAGGAGGCGUUUCAAGCGACGGUGGCCCGACAUAAGGAGGCCUACGCUAGUCUGCAGGCCGUGGAAGCCGCCGGGGCCUCCAAGACGAGAGCUACCGCUGAAACUAGAGUUGCCCGCGCUGACGCUGCGUCGCUGGGUGCCGCCGUACCGGCGCCGGCGCCGCCGCCGCCCGCGCAUGCUGCGGGUCCCGCCCGAGGAGAUCAACAAGGAGCUUUACGAGUGCGCCAAACUGAAGAAGAUAUGGCACAACUUCAGCCAAGUGGACCGCAACAAGAUGAUGCUGCGUGGCAAGUUAGCUUGCAACUCCAAGCGGUACCGGUGCGGCGUUGGAAGUGGAACCCAAACAGCGUGCAUAGCGUUCGUAGCGCGCGCCCUACUGAACGAUAAGGCAGCUUCAGAACUUACUCGACGGGAUGUGGACGAAAUUGUCGAUACAGGGGAUAAGUUCUACCACCAGUGCAUGCUGGCGUUGAAGUGUUACAAGGGCAAGCGUCAGUUGGAGCUGAAGCAACUCCUCACCUCCUUCUAUUUCAAUGACCACAAGUACACCGUCAAAAUCCAGGAGAAGGACCAAGGGAUUCUGGCCAAGCAUCCGGACAACAUACACUCAGCGCCUGAUCUCAUGGGGCUAAUGGAGAAGCGAGUCGGCACCAAUUACAUGUCCAUCCUUACCGUCGGCGACCGCCAUUUCCUGAUCUGGGGACAUCCCCCACCCCCUGAAGCUGGCUCACAGUGCAAGACUGUCUGCUACAUCUUCGACCCUCACAUGCAGAGCGAGAAUGGACAGCCGCAUCGAUUGCAAGGUGGCGCUGCCUUCCUUCGUUACGCCGGCGUCACCUCCUUUGUACUUGACUUCGUGGCCAACUAUGGGGGGCUGGACGCUAGUAAACGGGAGUGCCCAAUGCCGCCAGUUAUCAUCACUGAUAUUGAGGUACUAGCCCGCGAGCCACUGAUCCGCCAGCCCCGGUACGAGCUGGAUUUGAAGGCACUACCCGCGCAUUGCGAAUCAGAAUGGGUCAGCAUGAACAACAACGCGCUCAUCGAAAGGAAACAUGAGGGAGAAUAUCCGCUGCAAUCCCUGAGCGCAGUUUCGCUGGCGACGUCGCGCACCACCUCGCGUCGGAAGCUUCGCGAGUUCUAUCAGAAGGUGCCCAAAGAGCCGGCGCCAACAUUGCCAAUGGCGCCCGAGAAAGGUCCCGUGGCGCCCACCAUGGACCAGAUCAUGGGUUUUCGUGGGGAGGAUUUCUUCCUGUAUUGUCCUAAAGGAGAGGCGCACAUGUUUGGCAGAGACGACAUGGUCUCUAGGCCCAAAUCGGAGACAAUCCUCCACAGCGUGGUGGACGUGGCCAACAAGAACUUCCACUCGCAGUAUCAGCAGUUGGAUGCUGAGAAGUGGAUACUGCGAGCCACCAGACACAUGGCCAGUCACAGAUACCAAACGUUCAAAGUGUUCACGGCGGUUCCAUGCUGCCUCGUCGCGCUCGGGAUGCUGCGGCGCCUCCGCGCGCGAGCAUGGAAUGAAGAUAUCCUCGAUGAGACGCUAGACCUUGGCUACAAUGUGUAUCGGGAGUCUUUACUGCCACGUGGCGGUCCGAUUAGGCGUCUGGUGCUCGGUGAGAUGGCGGAAAGCUUCAAGAUUAAAGACAAGGAAUAUACACAUAAGGAACAAGGCAUCGCAGUGUGGGGUAAGCUGGUGUCAAACAACCCGAAGGUGUUCGAUCUGUGUCGUGGCCUUGACGAGUUCUUUAGAACUGCAGACGCUGGAAUACUUCAGGUUCCCGGGGUGCUGGAGACUGCGAUCUGGAACGAAGGUGGCAUGUAUUAUCUGUACCACCCGUGGCCCGCCGACAGAUAUGGAAUCAGGGUAGGCCUCCAAGGCGGCGGCAAGGCGUGCCUCCUCUGCUUCAAGCGCACCUCCGGCCUCUGCGACCACUUCCUGGCCGCGACGCGCGACCUGCGCCGCAAGCCCUUCAGCAUCAGCGCCGUCAGCGUCAUGGAGCGCCCGGGCGGACCACUGCCCGAGCCUAUCAAUAAUCUUAAACCGGUGGCCCAAAACCGCUGGGUAAUCCGCGGCAGUUUCCACGAGGGCGACGACCGAUUCCCUGAAGAACAUCGCAACAAGCAAGCUACUCCUAUAGCCAUAGCCGCUAUUGCUAUGGCACAUGUAGCACCGAUUGACGAGUGGACACAGGAAGAAGUUAACGAGACGCUGAUCCGUGGUGAUAUCCUCUAUGAAAGCACCAUGGAGAACCUAGAAAAGAUGGGCAUCAGCAUGGACACCACCCCAACUGAGGCCGAGGGUGAAGCUGAAGAGGAACCGGCCCCAGCAGGGACCCUGGCUGCUGCUGACGUCAUGACCAGGUUCAGGAUAUCCGACUUCGACUGUAUUGAGACUGAAGUCCAAGAUGGGGCGUUCGUUGGAUCCCUGACGCCGUCGGAAGGAGUACUGUCCUUGCGACAGUCCUUGAAGAAGCUCUUUAACGAAGCGUCAUACGCGGUGGUGACUGCUCGAGGGAGCUCCAUGGCGGUGUUUAAGGCUGACAACAAGUAUUACAUGUUUGAUCCUCAUGGGUGUGACGAGAAUGGUUACCUAUCAGAUGACCUAACAGCCACAGCCUGCCUCGUCUGCGUCGGCAGUUCCACCGACGCACUAGCAGCCGCCAUUGAGAGUAAUCUGCCUCCUGGCAGUGAUGAUACUUUCAACAUCUCGCCUGUUGAGGUCACGCCUACUAAGCUCAACAUGGAGUUGGGUGCUCCUGAACCCAAAUUAGAGAGCAAGGAUUUCGCGUGGAUUCAGAAACGCGCCGCAGCCAUCAUGGCCGGGCCGCGCGGAGAACACUCCGCGCUCGGCAAAUCUGCCAAAAAGGCCGGCAUUGGGGAUGAGGACAAGGCAGGACGAACGCUGGCGUUGCCAGCUGUCGCUGCGUUUGCGGCAGCCACCGACGCGGUGCCUCCUCCACACAUGCAUCAGGACCACAUGUUCAACUGCUUAGAUGCCGGCGCCGACUAUUAUCUCCAGCACGUGAAGAAGACGGGCAACAAGACCAUCAACGUCGAAGAUUUGUCACAGAAGUUCGAGAUGGGCGCCAACACCUUCUCCAUUGAGUUGGAGGAACCUAAAACUAGGCUGCCUUUGCGGUUGCCAGAUGAACCUGCCGGAGAAGGCGCCGAGGGCGGCGGGGGCGAGGAAGCGGGCGAAGGGGGUGAAGAAAUCAAACAGAUUAAAGACCUGAUGACCAAGAUGUGGAACGACCAGUCAAAACCAACACAGACUGCGUUGCUCCUCGGCGACUACCACCAACUUGGAGUGUGGUGGUCGGCCGGUGGACAAGUGGUUGCCUUCGAUCCUGCGCCUACCAUGCCUCGUCUUAUGUUGACCGAGCACCGAAUACAGAAGGGUGAUGAGAUCCGUCUCCAGCGCAUCAAGGAUGAGAUGGCCGGUGAAGGGGGCGGCGGCGGGGACGACGAGGAAGAAGCGGGAGGCGAGGGCGAGCAGCAACCAGAGCCAGAACCAACGCCGGUGCCGCGCGAGGCCACGCCCGUCCUCAUGGUCUUUGCUAGUCCUUCGGAGUUCAUUGACAAGCUCACGCUCCAAGGCCCCCUAGAUCGCAAGCAAUGCCUGGCCCCAUACAAGCUGUACACCGUCAAGGUCAUCAACGAGUUGACCUCGAUGGUGAAGGACAAGCGACCCGCGCCCAAAGGAGGCGAGGACGAGGGCGAGGGAGAAGAGACCGAAGCCCUAGUGGAGCCCCUGAACGACGAUGCGGUUGGCAGGUACAUGGCGCGCACGGGCCGCACGGUCGCGUCGGUGCGCGGGCGCGUCGCGCAACAUGAGAACUACUUCAGCGAACCGGCGAGGGACAACCAGGACGCCGCUGUGUCAAUGGUAGCCAUCGCGGUCGCACACAUUGAGCCGUACAUAUACUGGAAACCAGCCCUCAUAGACGCCGUGGUCAAAUAUGGCGACAGAUUGUAUACGAUGUCGCUGGGAAGUGCGAGUAAGCCACCAAGGGUGACCGCAACAGAGUGUGUGCGGGACUAUAGGAUGACUACUUUUAACGUUAGAACAACUGUAGGCGACGAUGUAGUGAAUGGCGAUCUGAAGGCAGGAGAUUCCGGAUCCGUUCUCAAUGUGCGUCGGGCCAUCGCCAGAUUCUUUGAAUCGAACAAAUACGGUGUGCUCUGCGCGAAGGACUACUGCGUGGCGAUCUGGCAAGGCGAAGCCGGCUCCUUCUGCAUGUUCGACCCUCACAGCGUCGGGCCCACUGGGAAGUCAUCUCCUAUUGGAGGCGCUGGGCUGAUUGUCUUCAGUACGACGGAUGACCUGGCAGAUACUUACAGAGAGAGUGUGGAGGCGCUUAAUCGUCCAGGGAAUAACAAGCUCUCAAUAACUCCAAUCUCGAUCGGGUGGGAGUUCUCCAAGAUACCGGGCAAGGCGGUGGUGCAGAGCGCCGUGCCCGACGAGGGAUAUGAGUGCAAGGUGCUAACAGCAUACGUGGAGAUGGCAAAAGGCCGCACCAUCCUGCGAGGCUCGCGUCCGCCAGACUCUAACAAGUUCUGUCGUGAUGCAAUACUGCAGUCAGCCGCAAGUGCAAUCACCGGUGCUUGCAUGUCCCACGUACGUCAGCCGCAUCUCUGGACAAGGAACACCAUCGAUCAGGUGAUAUCAGAGGGCUGCAAGCUGUUCACGGCGUCCAUCAACAACCUUGGCUACGAGUUUAGACCUGGAGAUGAUGUGCUGAUGCCCUUACAGGUCAUGAAGCGUUUCAUCCUGGGCUCGAACUACGUCCGUUUCGACCUGCAGGAGGUGUCGGGCGGACGGAUCGAGCAGGUCAAACCCGAGGGUGCCGACACGUUGAGAUCGGCCAUAGACCACUUCUUCACGCGCCGCAACACGCACGGAAUUGUAUGGUGUGCACCGUUCGCGGCGGCCAUAUGGUCCGCAAGAGGUCCGACACCGCCAUACUAUAUGCUGGAGCCGCAUGCUGCUGGACCCACCGGCUUGAGGACGGACGGACGGGAUGUUGGAACGGCGUGUGUUCUCACGUUCACGUCUCCAAAACUUUUGGCGCAUGCCUACCUCCAAAACAUCCCUCCUAAAGACCGUCUAAAGAAGAACUACCAUCUCUACAACAUCUCCGUGCAUGUGGCACCCAUCAAGAAGUUACUGAAGGAUCCACCAUUAGUGAAGUCUACGCCUGAUGUGAAACUGGUGCCCGCCACUAGCAAGGUUGGCGUCGACGGUCUGAAACGGCGAGCAUCCGAGGUAGACAGAAAGCAUCCACCUGGUGGUAUCACCUGUAAGGAUGCUCAGAGGGCCACGGAGGCUCAGGACAAGGAGCAAACCAAGCUCAGAGGUCGUCGCAACGCAAACGGCUGGCUGGUCCUGCAAGAUGGCUCACAGUUCCUGAGCGCGCGCCAUUCCAUCGCUUGUCGCAAGUUCCCUCACGGUUCCCGCGGUCACCAGGCCCUAGCGUGUGCUGUGAUGGCGGUGGCGAUGUCCCGCGUCCAAGAUGUCUGCCGCUGGUGCUCCUCCACUAUGGACGCUGUUCUGCUGAGUGGAGACCAGCUGUACCAAGACAGCUACUUGCACUACAGGCCAAAGGACACUAAAAUACUUCAGAUAGAACAGAUCCUUCGCAAGUUCUACACGCCGGGCAACUGCGUGUGUCGCGUGGUGGUGUUUAAGCCGCGACAAGAAGGCAACGUGGAGUCCAACCUGAACGAACAGCUGACGGCGUUCUUCAGAGAAGAGAGGCACGGCGUGCUGGUGGCGGGGGAUGGAGAUUUCGCUGUCGCACUCUUCAAGACGCCCAGAGGGUUUUACAUGUUCGACGCGUCGGACCGCGACCGCUACGGGCGAGCUGUACCACCUCCCUGUAUCGGACACGCACGCGCUUGCUUCUCGCAAUAUCCUACAGUUCAAUCUCUAGCGGAGAAGCUCGUCGCAAACAUACCGCCCGUGAUCAAGGCUGAGCAAGAGGCCGAGCAGGGCAAUGAACGUAAAGAGUCCAAGGUAACAUUUAAGGAGGAAACGGCAACGUUUAAGAUCUACGGCAUGGAAGUUACGAGUUUGCGAAGAUUGAACCAGUUCGAGAAGUGAACAGUGAACCAGUAGUACACAGUGAAUCAACGUAUUUCGUUACGUUCAUGAUGUGCUACAUAAAAAUGUAUCUGCGGGGGUAGAUGAGUUUGAGAAGUGAGCAGUGAGCCUAUGGUGAACAGUGAACCAGAAUGGUUUUUAUCAUGUUUGACCAAUAACUCUACUUUCAAAAAUAUUUGCACGGUUUUAGUUCCUAUUCUUAUUUUUGUCAAUUUAUGCAGUUAAAUAUAACUCGUUUUACUCGUCUUGCAACCAAAAUUUAACAAAACAAUUGUUGUGUGUUGUCGUGGCCAUUUUGUAUUUGAAACAAAGU
Molecule: messenger RNA, 6629 nt
Organism: Cydia strobilella
Lineage: Eukaryota; Metazoa; Arthropoda; Insecta; Lepidoptera; Tortricidae
Exons: 52
Coding region: 65-6316 (2083 amino acids)
Source: RefSeq, a predicted model, not a curated record